AUGUCUUCCGAUGAAAACAUGAACGAAACCAUUUCCUCACUCUUGACUAUGAAAGAAACAACACCAACAAUGAAGCAUAUAUAUAAACGAAAAACAAAAACAAAUCAAAAAGGUAAGAAAACUAACAUUUCCGAUAAAGAUUCACCAACAAUGAGAGAAACACGAUCAAUGCAGAAAAAUCAAAAAGGUAAGAAGAUUUGUAUUUCUGAUAAAGACCCCACAACAAUGAUAGAAACAGAUUUGAAGAGGAAAAAUGCGAAAGAUAUACCACUGAAGCUGGGAUUUUAUAUUCUUCAAAAAUUUGAUUCUGAGAGAAUGCUGAUAGAUUUUGAAGGAAAGGAACUGAAAGUAACAUCACAGUCUGUUCAUGACAUGUUGGGCAUUCCAAUAAGUGGAACCAUACUUACACAACUUGAUCAAUGGCCUAAAGAUGAUACUAGUUAUGAUGAAUGGAAGCAACAGUUUCAAGAAGGAUCAAUCAUCCGAUUGAAUGCGAUCAAAAAAGUUAUCGUUAAUACCACAGAAGCUGAUUUCAAUUUCAAAUUGAACUUCUUAGUUCUUUUUGUCAACAAAUUUUGUGAGUCAACAUCAAUGGGAAGAUGCAACCUGUUUCCUUUGAGUUAUAUUUCAAGAAAAACAGAUAUCAGCAACAUAGAUUGGUGCAGCUAUGUUUUGGACUGUCUUGUCAAAACAAAGAACUCAUACAUACCAUACUCAGAUAACAGCUACUUUGUUGGACCUUCAGCUUUCUUGGUGUUGUUCUAUGCUGAUAACAUCCACUCAGAAGAUUUAACAAUAACAUGUAAACGUCCAACAAUUUGUUAUUGGAGUUCAGAGAAGAUUAGAUAUCGAGAGACAUUUGAACAAGAAGAAGGUAGAUUUGGACUUGAAGAAUUAAAUGAAGAAUUUGUUAAUGAACAAGAUGAAGGAGAUACAGAUCUUGAAGACAGUGAUUCUGAUAAAGAUGAAUAUCAUUAUGUUGAGGCAUAUGAAUCAAAAAUAUCUAAAAUGCUUAAUAGUUUUGAGAGGAUGAAGGAAAAGCUGAAUUCAAAUCUCAAUGAUGCGAUAACAAAGUUCCCUAAAAAGGAAAGUUUUAGGAUUUUCAAAGAAAAGAUGACAAAUAUAAUUGUUGGAGAAAAAACUGAAAGCACAACACUUUUUGAAUUUCCAAGUAAUGAAACUGGAGUUGAAGGUAUCAAUUUGACACCAAUAAUGGGUCAAAAAACAAAUGAUCAAAAAGAAAAUGAAGAUGAAGAAGAAAAUCAUGAAGAAGAAAAUGAUAAUGAUGGAAGUCAACCGGAAGUGGAUUACUUGCUUGAUUCAAAUGAAGCAGAGAAUGAAGCAAUAAAUAAUGAUGGAGAUAAGAAUAAAAAAAGAAAGUGA
This is a messenger RNA of Lactuca virosa, 1383 nucleotides long. Lineage: Eukaryota; Viridiplantae; Streptophyta; Magnoliopsida; Asterales; Asteraceae. The record is from the annotation of a GenBank genome assembly.